UCAGACAAAAAAAAUCACAGCUGAAGCAUGACAGAUAAAUAGCAGUUCAAUUUGCCAAACUCCUCAGGGACAGAUCUAAAGUCUCCCUCAGAGAUUACCCUUCUCUGUCAAUAAAUUCCUCAUAAAUAUUAGAUAAAUUCUUCUUGCUACAGUUUAAGGCUGUUUUCCUUUUGUGGGUUGAUUGACUAGGGAUGUUGAACGGCUGGUCAGCAUCGUCCACAUGUCACAUUGCACGUUGUAUCCGCCUUCCGGCUCUUCUCCCGGCAGUACUGUGUUCAUUAUUGAGACAUCGCCUCAUGGAUUAAUACACCAGUCUUUCAGCCAGAUCCUGUUGGGAUGAUUGCUGCGCUUCGUUUGUGCCCAGAUCAACCUUCUAACAGGAUCAUUUCAUGGACUCACUCCUUUCACUUGCUAACCAUGCUGCCUUGCUCCCAGGACCCUGUCAAGUCGACUGACCAUUAAUCUCCCUCAGCGCACAAACCAGACUGCAGGUUACAAUGGGGAACUCCGAGAGUCAGUACACCCUUCAAGGAUCUAAAAAUCAUAGCAAUACUAUUACUGGUGCUAAGCAAAAGCCUUGCUCCCUGAAAAUCCGUGGCCUUCACGCAAAGGAUGACAAGUCAUUGCACGGAUGGGGUCACGGAAGCAGCGGAGCCGGGUACAAGUCCAGGUCGCUGGCCCGAAGCUGCCUUUCUCACUUCAAGAGCAAUCAGCCUUACGCAUCCCGACCGGGUGGCCCCUCGUGUAAAGUCUCCAAAGGCAGUGCCUACUCCAAGCACAGGACAAAUGCCUCGGGAUCGGAUUUCCAGGGCAACGAUGCUGCUUUCUCCCCGGAGAACGGCUUCCACUACGUCGGGCACCCACCGGCGGAUAACCACGCGGCCUCGAGGGCCUGCAAUGGGCACCUUCUCAACUGCUACGGCAGGGACGAGAGCGUCGCGUCCACCCCUCCCGGCGAGGACCGCAAGAGCCCCAGGGUGCUUAUCAAGACGCUGGGCAAGCUGGACGGGUGCCUCCGGGUGGAAUUCCACAGCGGCGGCCCGCACAGCGCCGCGUCCCCGGGGCCCUCGGGCGGCCCCGUGCAGCUGCUGCGCUACUCGGCCGGCUCCCCGCCCAGCCCGCGCGCCUCCCCCGCCGCCGCCGCGCGCCCGCGCUCCAGCAAGGGCAGCUCGCUCAGCUCCGAGUCCUCCUGGUACGACUCGCCCUGGGGCCCGGCCGGCGAGGUCAGCGAGGCCGAGGGCUCCUUCGCGGCGCCCGGCACCCCGGAGCCUGAGCCCGAGCCCGGCCUCCACGCCGGCUUCCCGCCCAGGGACGCUCCGAAGCCUUUCAGCCAAAGCGCCUCCCUCUCGUCCCUCCGGGAACCGUACCCGGACGCCACCCUGGGGAGCCUGGCCCCCGCGGCCCUGCGGCUCUCCGACGACUACGUGGGCACGCGUGCCAGCCUCAGCGCGCGCGUCUCCUUCGCCUCCGACAUGGACGUGCCGGCCCGCGUGGAGCGCGGGGAGCCCGGGCAGUUCGCGUCCUUCACCCUUCCCUGCCGCAAGUCCAGGGCGCUGAGCGAGGAGCCCUCCAAGAAGGACACCCUGAAAGCCAGGAUGCGCCGCAUCAGCGACUGGACGGGAAGCCUCUCCAGAAAGAAAAGAAGACUCCAGGAGCCGAGAUCCAAGGAGGGCAGUGACUACUUUGACAGUCGCUCGGAUGGGCUGAAUGUGGACGUGCAGGGCCCCUCCCAGGCAUCUGCAUCCCUGUGGUCGGGCUCGGCUCAGAUCCUGUCCCACAGAAGCGAAUCCGCUCACGCGAUCGGCAAUGAUCCCCUGCAACAGAACAUUUACGAGAAUUUCAUGCGAGAGCUGGAAAUGAGCAGGACCAACACGGAGAACCUCGAAACGUCCACGGAGACCGCCGAAUCCAGCAGCGAUUCGCUCAGCUCUUUGGAGCAACUGGACCUGCUCUUUGAGAAGGAACAGGGGGUGGUGCGCAAAGCCGGGUGGCUCUUCUUCAAACCCCUCGUCACUCUGCAGAAGGAAAGGAAGCUGGAACUGGUGGCUCGGAGGAAAUGGAAACAGUACUGGGUGACCCUUAAAGAUAGAUCCUCGGGACCUGUGAUAAGGACAGUGCUUCUCUCUUUCACAGGAUGCACCCUGCUGUUUUAUGAGACCUACGGGAAGAAUUCCAUGGAUCAGAGCAGCACCCCUCGGUGUGCCCUGUUGGCAGAAGACAGCAUAGUGCAGGCCGUCCCAGAACAUCCUAAGAAGGAAAAUGUCUUCUGCCUCAGCAACUCCUUUGGAGAUGUCUACCUUUUCCAGGCCACCAGCCAGACAGAUCUGGAGAACUGGGUCACCGCCAUCCACUCGGCCUGCGCGUCCCUUUUCGCAAAGAAGCACGGCAAAGAGGACACGGUUCGGCUGCUGAAGAACCAGACCAGAAACCUCGUUCAGAAGAUAGAUAUGGACAGCAAGAUGAAGAAGAUGGCAGAGUUACAGCUGUCCGUGGUGAGCGACCCAAAGAACAGGAAAGCCAUAGAAAACCAGGUAUUAAAGAAGUGAAAGCUCAAGCUCCAUAGAAGUUGAGUUUUGAUUUUCAAGUCCUGAUGAAAUAAAUGUCUGGGGCAAUUAUCAGUACUUGUGGAAUGUAGGAAAAAGGGGAAAAAAAACAGUCUUGGGUUAAAGGAAUUGAUUUGGGGCAUUUUCAUUUUUGAUCAUAUUAGGAAAAAAUCUCCAGAAAUUCCCUGAUAAGCGUGAGGUUGGAUAAUAUUGCUAUUUUGGUGACGAUGGUUGAAAUUUACUGCGGGAGAAUGUAUCAUAGAUACAAAACUGUCUUCUGUUUUCUCCCUUUCAUUUAAGAAAAAUGUAUCCUUAUCUCAUCUUUUGAGGGAUAAAGGGAUAAAAAAUAAAAUGUUUUUCCUUUUAGUUAACAUUAAAUUGGGGCUGAACUUGAAGAUCAAGGCUGGUAGGCAAUUGAGAGGCAAGAUGUUCACCCAAAUGAGAGUGUGGAUAGUCUGACAUCUUCUCUGUAGAACACCUGGGGAUUUGUGGGUUAGAAAUACAGUUGACAAUUAGAUGAAAAUUUAACUGAAAGUUGCUAAGUAAUUACUGGAUAGCGCACGACACCCACCUUGUGAGCGAGAGGACCAAGGGCUCAGGGGCUGCAUUCUAAGUGCUUGACUGAAGCUUGUUCCUGCAUGUUGCUCCCAUCAGGAUCAGCUUUGGGCCUUGGCCAACCUGGAGGGGCCGGCUUAUUGUGUGGCCCUGGUCAGGUCACUUCCCUCCCUGGGCCUCAGUAUUCUCUGCUGAGAAAUGAGGGUGUGGUGACCCUAACUCCCUUGCAGGCUCCUUGCCUGUGUCCACAGACGUCCCCAGUAUUACAAGGUCUGUGCUGAGCUUGUGGGUCUGGCCUUUGUACUUCUCUCUUCCCUCUAAGAAACCCAAGCACCUGAAUCCAUGUCCUCACUGGACUUUUACCUGCAUAUUCUCCCACAUCCUUCUCUACAACUUUGGUGAGUCCGUGGAUAGAAAAAUCAGAUAUUUCAUUGUUUCUUAUCCAACCACAGAUCCUCAUUUGAACACUCUCUCUGAUUCUCUCUGUAAAGAACCAUGACCUUAAAAAUAAGAGAAAUAUUGUCUUUAAAUAUGGACUAGCUGUGUGACUAAUGAUAGCUUACUCUGCCACAGAGCUCUGUGGGAUGAAGGAUGUAUCAGUCAGGGUUCUCCAGAGAAACAGAACCAAUAGGACGUGUGAACAAUAUAUUUGUAAAGAGGUUUAUUAUAAGGAGUUGGCUCAUGUGAUUACAGAGAUGGGCGGGCCCCAAGAUCUGCAGUGAGUCAGCCAGCCACAGACCCAGGACAGCAGAUGAUGUGGUUUGCAUCUGAAGACUGGCAGGCUGGAGACCCAGGAUGGGCCAGUAUUUCAGUUCCAGUCAAAAGGCAGGAAAAAGGCCGAUAUCCCAGUGUGAAGGACCGUCGGGCAAGAGGAAUGCUUGCUUGCUUGGGGAGGGUCAGACUUUUUGUUCUAGCCAGGCCUUCAGCUCAUCGGAUGAGGCCCACCCACAGGAGGGAGGGCAGUCUGCUCUAUUCUGUCUACCCAUUUAAAUGUUGAUCCCAUCCCAAACACUCAUGGAAACAGUCAGAUUAGCGUCUGACCAUACAUCUGGCCACCCCGUGGCUCAGUGAAGAUAAGGACAGGAAGCAUCAUUGAAAUGGAGAAGUCAUAAAGUCCAUUCUCAUUUGCAUUUUCUACUAAGUCAGAUUAAAAAAUUUCUCGACAGUGUGCAGUACUGAUUGAGAUACUAGUUCUCUUGAAACAUAAUCACAUAUAUUAACAAACUUCUUGAUCUUUGUAAGGUCUGCUUUGGGCUUUUGGGGUCUCCCAGCCCCUUCUUUCUUUCAACAAACCUAAGCAUCUGAAUUCAUUUUCUUCCUGUGAACUUACCUGCAUUUUGUCCCAGGUUUUGGGUAGAGAGGUCUAGGUGUGCUGAAGAUUAUAAAGUGUUUCUGGCAAAAUUUGAAGAUUCCCUGUGUAUUGUUUAGGAUGGAACUGUCUUUUCCUUCCAGUGGUGCUUUGAUGUGUAGUCAUUUAAAUACAUUCAAUGAUGCCUUUAAAAAUCUUUGUAAACUGCAGAAGUCCGUGAAAAUAUGAGAGAUUGUCAUCUUUCCUGAUCUGUAGUGAUUGGCAUAGACCUGUGUUUUAUUUUAUUUGGUAUUUUGUCUUUUUAUUCCUCUGUGGAUGGCAUGGGCUCCUUUAUUGUCUGGUAUCCAAUGACUCACUGUUUUUCUUUCCUUUCAUACCCCACCUCCCCCUCCCCAGAACCCCUAGAAAGCAUCUCAUAAGCUGUUUCACAUGGAGUUAUAGAUGAGGGAUAAGCUUUAAUAUACUACCCAACCUAGAAAUAUCUGCAUAUUAUUAGAAGGCAAAAGAAUGCGUCUAAGUUGUGGAUGUUCAGGUGUCAGCUACUGAAGAUAUUUGUGAGACAGAACUCGGAGUAUAGUUUUGCUGGGACUUAUCGCUCCUGGUAUGUGUAGGUUAUGGUUACAGAAUACCCAUCCAUUACUUCUGGAAUCUAGAACUCUCUAACAUGGCAAGACCACGAAGAGAUUUGCAGUUCAAUUUGAACUGCCGUGCUAGUCUAGAACAGCGGUCCUCACUCAGGCUGGGUACCAGAGUUGUUAGAGGUGCUUUUGAAGUGUCAGCUUUUCUGGGUCUCAUGCCUAAUGAGUAGACUCCUCAGGCAGUGGAGCUGGGCAUUUUUCACCUGUAAAAGCCAACAGGUCAUUCUGGUAUUGAUGGAAGGCUGACGUGAGUGGGCUGUUACAUGACUAGCAAGGUCAUACAGCGUCUUAAAUGAGGUUAAACUGGAGAUUGAGAUUUUUCAGCGCACUCUGGGACUUUUGUUGUUUUGCAGACAAACUGUGACGGAUCAACAACUUAUUUGUUUAGACCUUGUAGCCAUCAUAUUUCUUUUAUGUGGAAAAGUUGUGCAGUGACCUUCCUAAGAAAUGGAUACAGAGAACUUGGAGGGGGUCUAGGGAGCACCCAGAAUUUGUCCUGCUUUUCCCUGGGCAGAGGCUGAGGGGACCAUAGUGUUAAAUGUCAGAGAGCCUUCAAAAUAUCAUUUAUCCAGGAUCCCGGGUUGACCUGGAAAGCGUACUGUGAAAGUUUAGGAUCUGUUUGGGUGCUAAACUUGGCAAAACUAGAGGUGCAGUUGGUGCAAAUGAAAUGACACAAUUCUUGUACCGAAUCAUUGUAAGCCUUCACUACAGACCUUCUCUUGAAUUUCGAGAUUGCUCUGAAUACCAUUUGAAGCUCUGUUUUCUGUUCUGUUCUGAAUCCCUACGUUGGCAACUUACUGGAGCCUUUCUUCACCUAUUCGUUUAUGUUUAAAGGAAGGUGAUACUUACACACAACAUACUUUAACAUUCUUGGAAGAAGGGAGAGUGGCCCCCAGAGUUUGUACUUCUUUACCAACUCAUGACUUAAAUUUUGAAGAAUACGUAGAAAUUUCUGUUGUGUAAAUAAUUAUAUGUGUCUUAAUAAAGAUGUGUAGAUGGUGAUUCUUCUCUAAUAUACUUAAAAUAGGAGUAAGAGCUCUGUUUGUCCUUAUGCCUGAAGUCAUCUGCUUGUUAGUUUUAAGUCAUCCUCAGAAUGUACAGAAAUGUGCAGCCACUUGCCUCCAUUCAGCCAGCAUCUGUUUGUGUGCAGACCAGUUAAUCGGAUUAAGAUCAGAGGCUGCGAACGGAAAAGGAACAAAGUGAAAUAACUGACUUUCAGUUGUGCGUCCUGCCUUAAGUCAGCCUGGUUUUCAGUGCUGGAGCUCUCCAAAGGUCAUGGCACGGCACUGUAUCGGGACCACCGGCUUUGUUUUGUCUUUGGCCAGCCUGAUAAAGUACAGUGCGGUCCGACCCCAUGUGUUUGGGCGGGAGGGCUUGGGAUGGGGUGAGCAGGGCAGGCUCAUUUCAACCAUGCAGCAGCACCAGCUGAAAUGACUUUUUCCUUAAAGUUUGUGGAAGGGGUCACGUUUUCAAUUUGACCCAUGAGCGCUUCUCAUUUUUAUUUAAAUUAGCCCUAUU
Physeter macrocephalus (sperm whale) is the source of this 6563-nucleotide messenger RNA. RefSeq names its product rho guanine nucleotide exchange factor TIAM2-like. The transcript has 7 exons. Gene Ontology annotation, cellular component: cytoskeleton; synapse; membrane. Lineage: Eukaryota; Metazoa; Chordata; Mammalia; Artiodactyla; Physeteridae. Gene Ontology annotation, molecular function: guanyl-nucleotide exchange factor activity. The record is from RefSeq and is a predicted model, not a curated record. Gene Ontology annotation, biological process: activation of GTPase activity; positive regulation of axonogenesis; small GTPase-mediated signal transduction. The coding region runs from base 498 to 2546 and encodes 682 amino acids.